AUGGAGAGGGAAGUAAAAAAUUUUACACUGGUUCCAAAUCGAGAACAGAAAAAUAACGAGAAGAAGACACCAAGGAUGGUAUUUACAGAGACGCACCAGGAGUUAGUUAAAGAAGGAGAGCAAUGGAUGAAAGACACAUCAAAUUCAUGCACAAUUGUAGCGGCAUUAAUUGUUACAGUUGUGUUCGCGGCUGCCAUUACUGUACCAGGUGGAAACAAUGGUGCUGGCCUUCCAAUUUUCUCCCAAGAAAAAACCUUCACAGUGUUUGCCAUAUCGGAUGCGCUUGCCCUUUUCUCAUCAAGUUCCUCUGUGUUAAUGUUCUUAUCCAUCCUCACUUCCCGUUAUGCAGAAGAUGACUUUCUCUAUGCGCUACCCAAGAGAUUGAUUAUAGGUCUUGUGACCCUAUUUCUUGCCAUAAUAUUUAUGAUGGUAGCCUUUGGAGCAACACUUUAUAUUGUUUUUGGAGAUAAAAAAGCAUGGGUUCUUCAUCUCGUGGCUGUGUUGGCAAGUCUACCUGUGCUCUUGUUUGCAUCCUUGCAAUUUCCCCUCCUUGUAAAGAUGAUUAAAUCCACAUAUUGCCCUGGCAUUUUUGGUAAGAAAAGUGAUCGUAUCAUUUUCUAGGCUAUGCACUUUCAUUGGUGCAAAAUUAAGUACCUCAAAUAUGUAUCGUUCAUUAUCCAUGAGUGAUGAAUGAUUUAGCUUUUUUCUUUUGGAGAGUAAAUCUGUGUAUCACUUAUAUAAUGCAAACAAGGUUUGAAAAUGCAUGGUCAGCUAAUUUUGUUGUUUUAACUGUUCAAGUGGAAAUUAGUUGGUAUUCUUAUGUUUUAAGUGCUCGUUUAUUAUUAUU
Messenger RNA from Ilex paraguariensis (yerba mate), 847 nucleotides. Lineage: Eukaryota; Viridiplantae; Streptophyta; Magnoliopsida; Aquifoliales; Aquifoliaceae. The record is from the annotation of a GenBank genome assembly.